GCGGUCACGUGACCGACUGUAGCCGCCGGUGAUUUGGGGAGAGCGAAAAAAAAACAAACGUGAAUUCAACAAAAUUAUGCCACAUCUUUUAACUCUUUUACGGGGUCAUCUGCUUCCGGUGGUACGGCGUGGGCGUGAAACGGUCAGCAGUCCGGAGCCCGAGCGGGCGGUUGGAGAAGGCGCCCGGCUGGGGGUCACGUGAUGGAUGAUGGCGGCAGCGCCUGACAUGGCGGCGAUUGGUUAGCGGGCGGGCCGUGCGCGCACUGUCUCUUCAGCUCAGCGCCGCUGGUAGUCACCGGAGCCGCUCUCCAUCCUCACCCGUCACACAACCUACAUCUCUAUCUAUCGGGGAACUUAUCGGCAGGGAACUAGACUGAGUUUGAGAUGACAGACCCAGGUCAAGAUCUUCUACUUGCUGCUUUGAGUGAAAGUGGAAUUAGCCCUAAUGACCUCUUUGAUGCGGAUCCACUCGACACUAGCUUGAUGUCACCUCUGCCAUCCAGUGGCGUACCACAGCCGCCAACAGCUACCACAUUUGUGCUGAAUCAGCUGAAUCAGCUUCCAAACUUGGGAACUACAUUAAUUGUGACAAAGGCAUCUGUUAAUGCAGUGUCUCGACCCACAGUUAGUGUAGCCAAGGUUGUUCAGACCAGCUCGCUUGCACCAUCAUCUACAGCAGCUCCAACUGUAGCUACAGCAUCAGCCAAGGAUCAAAUACAACUUAAAGACUUGCUUAAAAGCAACAGCCUAUCUGAACUGAUGAAAAUGAAGCCACCGUCCAAUAUUGUUCAGCCAAUUACAACAGCAGCCAAAAUUGUACUACUCACUUCUAAGAUGAUGAAUAACCCAGAUGCAGUAGAAAGAGCGCAGCAAUUGAAACGAGAGUUGCUCGAGAAGCUGGAGAUGCUUGCUGAGGAUCUGCCUCCCAAUACCCUGGAUGAAUUAAUAGACGAACUUGGUGGUCCAGAUAACGUAGCAGAGAUGACUGGUCGGAAAGGUAGGGUUGUGAGCAACGAUGAUGGUAGCAUAUCUUACGAGUCUAGAUCCGAACUUGAUGUUCCUGUAGAAAUCCUGAAUAUAACAGAAAAACAGCGGUUUAUGGAUGGAGAGAAGAAUAUUGCAAUCAUUUCGGAAGCAGCCAGUUCUGGUAUUUCAUUGCAAGCAGAUCGCAGAGUUAAGAACCAAAGGCGACGUGUGCACAUGACCUUGGAAUUGCCUUGGAGUGCAGACCGUGCUAUUCAGCAAUUUGGUAGAACCCAUCGAUCAAACCAAGUGACUUCUCCUGAGUAUGUUUUCCUCAUCUCUGAAUUGGCAGGAGAACAAAGAUUUGCUUCAAUUGUUGCAAAAAGACUUGAAAGUUUGGGUGCUCUUACGCAUGGAGACAGACGUGCUACUGAAACCAGAGAUUUGAGCAGGUUCAAUUUUGAUAACAAGUAUGGAAGGAAUGCCUUGGAAAUAGUCAUGAAAUCUAUUGUAAAUCUGGAUAGUCCACUGGUGUCAUCGCCUAAAGACUAUGUUGGAGACUUUUUCAAAGAUGUUCGACAGGGAUUAAUUGGUGUGGGUUUGAUAAAUGUGGAAGACCGUUCAGGGCUGCUCACGUUGGAUAAAGAUUAUAACAAUAUUGGCAAAUUCUUGAAUCGAAUCCUUGGUAUGGAAGUACACCAACAGAAUGCACUGUUCCAGUAUUUUUCAGACACUUUAAAUGCUGUCAUUCAGAAUGCUAAGAAGAAUGGAAGAUAUGAUAUGGGAAUUUUGGAUCUGGGUUCCGGAGAUGAGAAGGUGAAGAAACUAGAAGCAAAGAAAUUCUUAACUCCAGGGUAUUCAGUAUCAGGACAUGUUGAAAUUUAUACUAUAAGUGUUGAAAGAGGCAUGUCCUGGGAAGAAGCUACAAAGAUUUGGGCAGAGCAAACUGGAAUAGACGAUGGCUUCUAUUUGUCAAUGCAGAUAAGGAAUAAUAAAAAGACAGCAAUUCUGGUUAAGGAAGUUAACAGCAAGAAGAGAUUGUUCAUGAUGUACAGACCAAACACUGGCAAGCAACUCAAAUUAGAGACUUACAUUGAACUAAAAAAGAAAUAUAAAAAGGUAACAUCUGCGGAAGCAGAGUCGCAUUGGGUGGAACAGUACAAGUCAUCUGCAGACACUUGUACUCACGCAUAUUGGCGUGGAAACUGCAAAAAAGUAAGCCUUGGAAUGGUUUGUGAAGUCGGGCUGAGGUGCCGUACUUAUCAUGUCCUCUGUGGUUCAGUUCUAAGUGUCUGGACAAAAGUUGAAGGAGUCUUGGCCUCAGUCAGUGGGGCUAAUGUAAAAAUGCAGAUUGUGCGAUUAAAAACAGAAGAUGGGCAAAGGAUUGUAGGUUUGAUCAUUCCUCAGAACUGUGUGUCUCCAUUGAUAAACAUUCUGUCAACGUCGGACCAGUCACAACAGCUGGCAUUGCAGCAGCAACAGAUGUGGCAGCAGCUCCACCCUCAGAGCAUAAGUCAUAUGAGCAACACAUAGUGACUAGCUACACGUACCAGAGCUAAUCUUACUUGAAAACUGUAACUUACAGGAGUGCGCCGCCAUGUGACCUUCACUCUUUUCAGGAAUUCAGGGUCAUGUUCCAAAGAGAUUCCUUAAUUAGUGAAGUAUUGGUGAACACUGAAUCUGGGAAUACCCGUAAAUCAGAGACAGGUUCUGUUUAACAAACGGGUGAAAGUUGAAGGCCAAGGUGUUUGGACAUUUUACUUUUUUUUUCUCCUUCCCUUUCUAUGACUCUUCAUGUUAGCACUUUGUUCUUUACUGACAGCUGCUAUAAUUCUCCACUUUCAUUUCUACUAUUCAAGUAAUGGAAAGCAACGUGUGCACACUUUGUACACAUCAAAUGCUUCACCUUGAAAUCAAUUUCACUUCAUUUCCUAUGUCCUAUUUUGUAUCAUAAGUGAGGACAAUUUGUAGGUUGUUACAAAUGAGAGUGCACUGGUUCUAGAGAUAUGCUGAGGGCUACGUUACUUACUGUGUACGUAUCUAGAAUGUUCCAUGUUAAAUACAUGCUUAUUGGAUUUAAAACCCUGUACAAUACUUUCCAUCUUUAGGCUGGGUUUGUAAACCCUGCAGUCUUAAGUGAACAAGCAUUCUUUCAGGGUUUCUUUAUCAUGUAUGUCCUAUGAGCAGGGUGUAAAUAUGAUACAAAAACAAUGCAGAAAUUCUGGCCUAUUUAAAGAAAAAGCAACGUAAUUGAAAGUUUAUUGGGGGAAUUAAUUACUUUAUACAGAAGCUGUUUUGAAUAUGUUGAUAUGCUUUCUUUCUCCACAAUGUGUAAUUUCUGGGUAACUGCAAAAUGUAUGUUCUGUAUUUGUGUUUCAUGGCACAAUCUUAAAUUAUCUGGUGAUUUUAUAUUAAAAUUCUGAGAACCUCUUUAACAGCUUCAUAUUUAAUCAUCUAUUGGUUACUUAUUUUCUACCAAGCAAUUUUAUGCAGCACUUAGUGUAGUUUAGACAACAUCUUUCAACACAGUGGAGAACAGUUUUAAAUAAACUAAUUUUGUGAAGCCUAAUGGCAUAUUCUGGAUUAUGGUUAAUGAGUGCAUGCAAGUUGAGGCUGGUGUGAGGUUUAAAUGCCAGCACCUGAGUCAUAAAAUAUCAAAGCUAAUAAAUCAAGUAAGAAAUAUACAUUUUGUACACAUUUUUUGAUUCUCACAGGCUGGUUGCAUGUUUUACUCAUCGAUGAACUGGUGGCUUAGUUGAAUUGUAAAAUGUAAGCGGAGGGCCUCUGAACAGAACAGCACUAUGUGCAGUUUCCUCUAGUUUUCGCACAGUUCAAAGCUGUUAAGUAUUUAACACAGCGCAGAUAUUACUUCAUUUAGUAAUACUUGUACUGUACAAAUGUGUAUAGUUUCAGCUAAUGAUAUCAAUAUUAUGUUUUGACUAUAAAUAGUUUUGUCAACUUUAUCAGAAUAGUGAAGGAAGUUUGCCAUUUCAUGCCGGCACAAGUUGCACUACUAAAGAUGCUGAAUUGUUUGUAACUGUAUAUUUAAGUUAGAAUUGUCAACAAGUAAGUUGCUGCUGGACACUGAACUCGCAGCAAGCUAUUAAUAAAUCAUUGUAUUAAA
Messenger RNA from Rhincodon typus (whale shark), 4087 nucleotides. Its product is annotated as strawberry notch homolog 1 (Drosophila). The record is from RefSeq and is a predicted model, not a curated record. Gene Ontology annotation, biological process: regulation of DNA-templated transcription. Gene Ontology annotation, molecular function: histone binding; chromatin DNA binding. Gene Ontology annotation, cellular component: nucleus. The coding region runs from base 385 to 2496 and encodes 703 amino acids. The transcript is spliced from 18 exons. Lineage: Eukaryota; Metazoa; Chordata; Chondrichthyes; Orectolobiformes; Rhincodontidae.